This is a messenger RNA of Suillus paluster, 980 nucleotides long. RefSeq lists its product as uncharacterized. The transcript has 3 exons. Bases 208 to 753 code for a protein of 181 amino acids. The record is from RefSeq and is a predicted model, not a curated record. NCBI's taxonomy places the organism in Eukaryota, Fungi, Basidiomycota, Agaricomycetes, Boletales, Suillaceae.
AUCACCGCCAUUCACGGACAGUAUCCACUCCAAGUGAAAGAGACUCGAGUAUAUAUGAACACAGAAGAGUUGUCUCAUCGGACAGCUCUGUCCCUGAAAUAACAAUCCAACCCCCGACGCGCGUCCAUAUCUGGGCUCCUCAGUCCCGAUCAUGCCAAUCACCCGCUCCCUGUGCCUGUACCUACGCCUCUCUCGUUGGUAGGGUCUAUGUAUGACGCACGACAGCUGCCAACCGGGUUUUCUGGGAACACCGGCGCACCGCCUCCAGGGGGACCUGUCAUUCCGAAUAUGGAUGGGAGAGAAGCGCCCUCGCGACGGAAUUCGCCUUACGCGCCUGCCCAGCCUGAAGGUAGGCGAUCGAAGACCCCCCAGUCUUACGUUGCCUCCCCAGUCCCUUCUGGCAUUUCCUACCCCGCACCGCCUAUUUCCAGGGAACCGACGCCAAACGCCUCCACAGAGCGCGAAGACCGUUCCUCUGCGCACGAACGCCGACCGAGUACAAGCCAGACGGCAGGAAUGACGCCUGCUGCGCGUGCACGGUCGUUGCAAUCAGGAGGAGGAGGUGGAGGGUCCUCGCGUUCGUCCAACAAACAACGAUCGAAUGCGUCGGUUAGCUCGCACCAGUCGUUUACACACUAUGACCCAGGCGUGUACAAUGACCCUGCGUAUUUGUCGAGUAACGAGUCACUAUUGGAUCCUCGGACGGGCGCAAAUACGACUGCGAACGCGGGUGGGUCGAGAAGGACCUCGUAGAUACCUCUCACGCCUCCUUCGCUUUCGUAUAUGACUAUGGGAACGACUGAAUGAUUUUAUGUAGUAUGUAUGUUUUUCGUACUCUCGUCGAGCAUGUUAAUUAUUAUUGUAUCACUCAAUUACUGACAUCGAGUAAUUCAUCGACCUGUAGGUCUAUAUAUCUACUUACCAGUAUGUUGUAUUUGAAUAUGAACCAACCGGCCCCUAAACAAACCGCUUGCUACUCU